AUGAAACUUCAAUAUCCGCUUCCUCAGACCUUAGCCCUUGUGCUAUGCUAUAUCCAGUUAGCGUUUGCUACUGAUUCCAGCUAUCAACGGGUUGAGCAUCUAGACAAGGUACCGGAUGGCUGGUCAAGAGGGGAUAGACCGUUAGCCUCUGAACUUAUUAAAUUCCGACUAGCGAUUACCCAGCAUAACGCAGGAGAGUUCGAACAAAAGGUCAUCGAGCUCUCAACCCCAGGUCACGCGAGCUAUGGUAGACAUAUGAAAAGAGACGAAGUGAAGAACUUCUUGAGCCCAUCCCUUGCUAUUUCAGACCAGGUUAUCGCUUGGUUGCGAUCAGAAAAAGUCCCUACCAGUUCUAUCAAAUUAGACGGCCAUUGGGUCUCGUUCACAGUUCCAGUUUCUCAGGCCGAGCAGCUGCUGAAAACAGAGUUUUUCUACUUUCAUCAACAGGACCAGCAAAGCAUCGCUAUUCGGACACUUGGCUACUCUGUGCCUAGGGCCUUGCAUCCCCACAUUCAAUUGAUUCAGCCUACAACUCGAUUCGGCAACCUCGUUCCUCAAAGAAGCUCCACUUUCGAACGGCCAAAACCAGCCACCCCGGAACAGUUAGCCGCUGGAUGCAAUACAGCUAUCACACCAGACUGCCUUCGAGAUCUGUAUGGAAUAGAUAACACAACCACCAGACCCGAAUGGCAAAAUCGACUGGGGAUAUCUGGUUUCCUGGAACAAUAUGCUCGCCACGAUGAUUUCAAUGACUUUUUGCGUCGUUACGCCCAAAACCACACAGACGCAGACUUCAGUGUUGUCUCGAUCAAUGGCGGCCAGGAUGAUCAACACUCCAUGGCUGAUAGCGUUGAAGCAAACCUAGAUGUACAGUACUCCAUUCCGUUAGCGGAUGAAGUGCUAGCAACAUUUUAUAGCACUGGCGGACGCGGUCCUCUUGUCCCUGAAUUGAACUAUCCAGACCCUACCAACUCAUCAAACGAGCCAUACCUUGAACAGCUCCAUUACCUCUUGAAUCUCCCCGAUGAAGAGCUCCCUGCCGUGCUUUCUAACUCGUACGGAGAAGACGAGCAAAGUCUUCCACCGUCGUAUGUAAACGCAACUUGCAGCCUAUUUGCUCAGCUCGGUGCCCGGGGUGUUUCAAUCCUUUUCGCCAGCGGAGAUUCUGGUCCGGGAAGUACUUGUGUGAGAAAUGACGGGACGAAUCAGACCAGAUUUCUGCCCGCAUAUCCAGCUUCUUGUCCGUUUGUUACCACGGUGGGUGGAACACACAGAAUCAAUCCCGAAAGGGCGGUUUCCUUCUCUGGAGGUGGGUUUUCUGAGGUGUUCCCUCGUCCCCAAUACCAGGACCAGGCAGUAAAAAGCUAUCUUCAUCAUCUUGGAAGUCGAUGGAAUGGACUUUACAAUGCUACGGGAAGAGGAUAUCCCGAUAUAUCAGCCCAAGCUGCGAGUUUCAUUGUUCGAGACCAUGGUGAGUGGGUCUCGGUCCGCGGCACAAGUGCUUCAACACCAGUGGUUGCAGGUGUCAUUUCUCGGCUCAACUCUGCCCGUCUUGCCCAGGGUAAGUCUCGAAUGGGCUUCCUGAACCCAUGGCUUUAUAGCCACGGGAAAAUAGGUUUCACGGAUAUUGUUCUAGGUAGCUCCUCGGGCUGCAAUUGGACUUCUCGCAAUGCUCCUCCACGAGUACGGAAUGCGAGCUGGGAUGCCACUGAAGGGUGGGAUCCGGCGACGGGGCUAGGCACACCCUUGUUCCGUACACUCGUGAAAUUGGCAUUGUCAGAUGACCAUAUGUAG
Molecule: messenger RNA, 1794 nt
Organism: Penicillium vulpinum
Lineage: Eukaryota; Fungi; Ascomycota; Eurotiomycetes; Eurotiales; Aspergillaceae
Product: S53 family peptidase
Exons: 2
Coding region: 1-1794 (597 amino acids)
Biological process (GO): proteolysis
Molecular function (GO): serine-type endopeptidase activity; tripeptidyl-peptidase activity
Source: RefSeq, a predicted model, not a curated record